Molecule: messenger RNA, 1172 nt
Organism: Physella acuta
Lineage: Eukaryota; Metazoa; Mollusca; Gastropoda; Physidae
Product: DNA polymerase beta
Biological process (GO): base-excision repair; double-strand break repair via nonhomologous end joining
Cellular component (GO): nucleus
Molecular function (GO): DNA-directed DNA polymerase activity; DNA binding
Source: RefSeq, a predicted model, not a curated record
UUAGUAGCAGCAAUAAUUAGCACAUACACUUAAAAUAAUUAGAAAUACAAAAUAAUUAGCAAAACAGUAUUUAAAAUGCAACUAAAAUCAAUCCUUGCACAUUUUUAAACAUUAUGUAUUAAAAAUAAUAUGGCGGCAAAUAAAUGAUGGUUUACAGUAUUUUCGGUGGUUUCCGGAACGGCUCGACAGACUACGCCAUGGUUUUACUGUUUUUUACUGCUGUACAGUUCCGGAAUAAUAACCGACGCUAUAUCGUGAUUUUACCAUGACGUAUUAGACUGGUCUACUGUGACCUCACAGUAACCUCUCCAUCGUCUCUUGCAGUGUGGGGAAUGGGAUACAGAGAACUUUUUAAUAAAGUGAUGUAACUAGCAACUGACUUUAAAACCAUGAGUAAACGCAAGAUAGAAACGGACAAUCCUAAUUCUGAUUUCUGUGACUUUUUGAUGGAAUUGGCAAAUUAUGAAAAAAAUGUCACAAGGGCUAUUCAUAAAUACAAUGUGUAUCGUAAAGCUGCUGGUGUUCUUGCUAAACAUCCUGUGAGAAUACAAAGUGGAGCAGAAGCAAAAAAGCUUGAUGGUAUAGGCGAAAAAAUAUCUAAAAAAAUUGAUGAGUUCAUCAAUACAGGAAAGCUUAAAAAACUAGAAAAGAUCAGAGCAGAUGAUAGCAAUAUGGCAAUAAAUGAACUUACCAAAGUAACAGGCAUAGGACCAGCAGCUGCUCAGAAAUUUGUGUCGGAAGGAAUCUUGUCAAUAGCAGAUUUGAAACAACAUACUGAUAAGCUGAAUCAUCAUCAAAAGAUUGGGCUAAAACAUUUUGAAGACUUUGAAAAAAGAAUUCCAAGAGAAGAAAUGAUAAAAAUACAGGACAAAGUCACUGAAAUUAUACUUAGUAUUGAUAAAGAUUAUCAAGUCAAAGUGUGUGGAAGUUUCAGACGAGGUGCUGAGAGUAGUGGAGAUAUUGAUUUUCUUCUAACCCAUCCUAAAUUCACUUCUACUUCAGAAAAAAUGCCUCAUCUUCUGCACAAUGUCAUUAAAAAGCUGGAAGAAGCAGAACUUAUCACAGAUACUUUAUCUCACGGGGACACAAAAUUUAUGGGAGUCUGUCGAUUGUCUAAAGAUAAAGAUGGGAAGGAGUAUCCUUUUCGAAGACUUGAUUUGAGGUUUGUUUAA